ACCCGCGUCCUUUCACCAUUCCCUCGCAUCUUCUUUCCUGCUCUAGCGUCCCAGAUAGUAAGAUCCCUAAAACGAGCCCAAACCUCUCAGUUACUUUACCAAACCACAGAAGAUGGAUAUCGACGUAACCAUGGUCCCAGCAGGCGAGGCCAGCUCAAGCGUCGCCGGACCUUCAUCUUCCACCAAGAAGCCCAAACGUUUCGAAAUCAAGAAGUGGAAUGCCGUCGCUCUUUGGGCCUGGGAUAUUGUUGUGGAUAAUUGUGCGAUUUGCAGGAACCAUAUUAUGGAUCUAUGCAUUGAGUGCCAAGCGAAUCAAGCAAGUGCUACCAGUGAGGAGUGCACUGUUGCCUGGGGGGUGUGCAAUCAUGCUUUUCACUUCCACUGUAUCAGCCGAUGGCUCAAAACCCGCCAAGUGUGCCCUCUUGAUAAUAGUGAGUGGGAAUUCCAGAAGUAUGGCCACUAGAAUCAAUGGCAGCAAGCAGAGCAUCCUGGGUCCAAAAUUUAAGUUGUGUGAAUCAGAACCUGAAAGUAAGAAGGCCAGUCUCCAGUCUCUAACAUUGUAAUAGAUCAUAGUAAUGUAUUGGAUCAACAGUGUUUCUGAAUUUUUCCCAGCAGUCUUUAAACCCGUUUUGUCGGGUCAGAUGGUUCAAUUUCCUUGUGACCAAUACAUCAUUUAUGCAAUGUUAUGAUAUCGGUUUGUGGUUGCUUAA
This is a messenger RNA of Manihot esculenta (cassava), 710 nucleotides long. RefSeq names its product RING-box protein 1a. Gene Ontology annotation, molecular function: cullin family protein binding; ubiquitin protein ligase activity; zinc ion binding. The record is from RefSeq and is a predicted model, not a curated record. Lineage: Eukaryota; Viridiplantae; Streptophyta; Magnoliopsida; Malpighiales; Euphorbiaceae. Gene Ontology annotation, cellular component: cullin-RING ubiquitin ligase complex; nucleus. Bases 113 to 463 code for a protein of 116 amino acids. The transcript is spliced from 5 exons. Gene Ontology annotation, biological process: ubiquitin-dependent protein catabolic process; protein ubiquitination.